Grus americana (Whooping crane) is the source of this 3381-nucleotide messenger RNA. RefSeq names its product interferon alpha and beta receptor subunit 2 (gene IFNAR2). The record is from RefSeq and is a predicted model, not a curated record. NCBI's taxonomy places the organism in Eukaryota, Metazoa, Chordata, Aves, Gruiformes, Gruidae. The coding region runs from base 384 to 1877 and encodes 497 amino acids. Gene Ontology annotation, molecular function: protein binding; interleukin-22 receptor activity. The transcript has 9 exons.
GAAACAAGGUGAGGAGGGAAGCAGUGCUUCGCCAGGGGAGCCAGCGGCCACGGGCGAAACACAGACCCCGCUACGGAUGAAGCGACACCCUAAGGCCGGGGUCCAACGACCCUAGCGCACACCCAAGGGCCACUAACGCACCACACACCGCCCCCGCAGCCCGGCCGGACGCGGGGGCGGCGCCAGCCGCGCGCACUGCGCUGCAGCGCUCCCUCCGCCAUUUCGCUUUUGGUGCUGGUAUCUGCCACCUCGGUCUCGGUCUAAGAGGGGUGUCAUGGGGACCCGGCGUGGAGCGGAGCUCAGGCCGCAGGGAUGCCGCGUGUUGCGAGGUACAGAAGCAAAAUGUUUAUUUUAUAAUCAGUAGGUUAUACUUCUUAAUCACUAUGGAAACACUGAUGGACGGACUAAGGCGUUUUUAUCAACUUCUGUACAUCAGCAUUCUGUCUGCAGCUUGUUGCAGCUUGCCUGACAGAUUUCACGACCUACAAAUGAAAUCUUGCAAUUUUCAGCACAUUUUGUCCUGGCAGGCAAAAGGUGAUCCAACUGUGCCAACAUACUAUCGUGUGCUGUACACUGACCGCAGGAACUGGCAGACUGCAAAACAAUGUUCAUAUAUUACACAACUCUCCUGUAAUCUGACAGAUGAUUUUAAAGAGAACUCUACUGAGUAUUCCAUAUUGGUUCAGAGCUUCAUAGGAACUGAAGUAUUCAAUUCUUCUAUACUUCAUUUUGUGCCACUUACUGACACAUUCCUGGGACCACCAGAAGUUAAUAUCAGUUCCUGUCUAAACUGCAUAAAUGUUACCAUAAAGCUGCCAACCUCUUACUUCAAAAAAAAUGAAAAGCUACUGUCUUUAAUUGAUAUAUAUAAAGAGCUUGAAUAUGUUAUAAUACUGAAAACACAUGAUAGAGAGCAUAAGAGGCCACACGAGACCACCACUGAAGAAAUUUUUACUACUGUCAUUGAAGAUUUGUAUCCAAAUAGAAAUUACUGUGUGUCUGUUAUGGUCACUGCAUCUCUAAACAAACAUUCCAUCCCAUCAGCCUGGAAAUGUAUAGCUGCAGACUCUGUGGUUCAACAAGAUUAUCAUAUGGUCACAGUCACCGGUGCUGUAUGUCUUUCACUGAUGUUAGCUGGUGCCCUGAAGUGUAUGCAGGCAGGAGGUUAUAUUCUUCAAAAAAAAACACUUCCACAUACCUUGGUAUUCAUCAGGACGUUAACCUAUUCACCUUGGACAUCUGAAUCUGAAGAAAUAGCCUCUGUAGAGAUCAUUUACAAAGAGAUUAAAAAAAAGGCAAAUGAACCCAUUGGUGGUGUCAGUGAUGAAGAUGACAGUGACAGCGAUGUCAUAAGUAAUCAUGACUAUACAAGGCGUGAUAUCAUAAGUAGAGUACCUCGCUCCUCUGACACACCUAACGUAUUCAUGCAGUACUCUAUAAAUAGUACAUGUGAUGACAGCAGAAGUCAGACAAGUGAAAAUCCAGAUGCUGAAGAUUUUGAAGAGCACGAGAUGGAUGUUGAAGAAGACAAAGACACAAGUAGUGAGUUACUUAAUCCUUUCUCUGAGGUAAAUUGUAACUAUUCUUCCAGCCAAAGAAACAGUGCUUGCUUUACCAUCAACAUAAAAACUGUGCUGUUGGCAACCUCUGAAGAGAACAUGGAUAGUUCUGCAGCUCUUCUUUCUUCCCAAGAAGAGGUAGUUGACUGGCAAUGUACUCGUGCUUUUGAAUCAAAACUCCCGGACAACACAGAAAGUGUGCAGAAAUCACACUGUCGUAACGGCUCUCAUGAAUGGCAAAAUUCAUCUCAUUCUUCUGAUGAAAGUGACUCAUCAGAUUCAGAUAUGGACCUAAAAACUGAAUACAUAAGAAGAUGAAUAAGCAAGAACCACUAUUAUCUUAUACAAAUUGGUAUUGUCCAACUUUAUUUCUGGACUCAACAUACAGAUCUUGUCUUUUUCUUUUUUAACAUUCUGUGAGUAUAUGUCUCAAUACUGAAAAUAUGCAACGCUCAUUUUUAACAAAUAUGUUUCUCAUCUCUCCAGGUUGCUCCAGGUAUUUUUCAAGUUGGAUUAUCCACAGAGAAACAAAAAUGACUGUUCAGAUGCAGCAGAAAGAGUAGUUAUUUCAUUUUGCAGUUUGAUAGUGAAUUAUACCUUUUAGCUGUUACAAAGUAAAUAUUUCCUAUAUCUCAAGUGAGAAGUUAACUUGUAGUACAGGGAGUUGUCAGUGGCUGGUCUCUCAGCCAGACUACUUUUUUUUAAUUCGAAAGGACUCUGCUAUUAUCCUUUAGCUCUGUUGAUGAAAUCUGUUUUGGUGGGUGGAUUGCUGUAUUCAAGUCAGUGAACUGCUUUCUACGUUUGUGCAGAGAAAGCUGAUCAAGUGAAAUAAUGGGGGCAGAGAUGGGAAAAAUCAGCUUACAAAAAGAGUUCUCCUUACUGUGAAUCAAGGCAUUAAGUAUACCUUUUAAUAAUUUUUUUUAUAUUUUCUGCAGUUAUUGAAUACCACAUUUUCUAAAAUCUAUUUAUGACAUUUAAGCAUUACUACAAUGUACAGUUAGAUUUUAACAUUUGUGCUUCAUAAAAAGAAAAUUUUUCAUAUCCCUGCCUGAAUUUUUACUGUGGUCCCACAUGCCUUUGAAAAGCUACAUGAGUUAGCCUGCUAAGAAUUUACUCUUUACUGGAAAGCUUUUGGUUAUCACAUAGCUUUUUUUUACCUUGCAUUGAUCUUAAGUACUACUUUUCUGCCCAUGAGCAGUUUCUGGCUGUCAUGGCUGGCAGUCAUUCUUUUGGUCAGGAUAGCUGGGAGUAAUUUCUAAGGUGCUGGAAUAUAUUCUGCUGCUGCAGUAGGUUUAAGUACCUCAUAGCUUGGAUCUUGACAAGUUAAGUAUUUGCAGAUUUAUGCAUCCAUAGAAUUAGCAGAUGAAGCUUCCGCUCACAGUGACGCUGUAACACUCUGCUGUUUGUACGGUGCAGUUGGUGUGCACCUCUCCACAGUGGCAAGAGCCAGGGGAAUCGCUCACACGUAAGCAAAGGCAGUAGGAUUGUGCCCGUCCCAGGGAAGGCCAAAACUGCCUUGUAGCCUCCUUAAGUAACAGGAGGUGACAAAUGGGCCAGAAACAAAUGUAUUAAACCCCCACAAAGAACUAGUAUUUUCAUUUGGCAACAGUAAUAGCUUGAGAAAGAACCCUUUUUCUCUGUGAAUAAUAAAACUUUAUACUGUUUUUGAUCAAACUCACUGAAUAUUCUGGUAGAAGUAAUGGCAUUGGCAUCUUUGGUGCAGGCCAGAUCCUGAAGUCAGAAGGUAAACCUUUCCUCAGGUAACAUUCCUAUUGCCUGCAGCGGGAAUUGCACUCAAGAUCAGGUUUGAUAGUGUGCGUCA